This is a messenger RNA of Castor canadensis (American beaver), 3845 nucleotides long. The record is from RefSeq and is a predicted model, not a curated record. NCBI's taxonomy places the organism in Eukaryota, Metazoa, Chordata, Mammalia, Rodentia, Castoridae.
GCGGCGGCCCGGGACUCGGGCGGUGAGCGCCGUGGAACGCCGCUCCCUCCCCGCCCGUCUGCGGCGUUCCGUGGGGCUCGCCGUGGCCGGGGGCCCCCGACACCGCAGGAUGUCAGUAAGAUGCCGCACUCAGCGACCUCCACACCUAGGUGUCUUAAACCUGCCUCAGGGUUGCACCCGAGUCACUUACUGAUCUGUAUGAUGUCCACCUGGUGACUUCAAAAAAUUUUUUACAAGCCAGCCAAGGGUUCUGCAGUGGGUAAUGUGGCCUGCCAAACUAUUUAGGUUUUGUGUGUGCGCCUCUUUGCGUUUAAGGAACCUAGUUUGAUUAGCUUAAGAGGACAGUGCCCAGUAUUGCCUCGCAAGAUGAGUAGUAAUUUUUUUUUGAAUCACUUCCGAAGUAGUUUGAACUAAUAAUAGCCGUAGGUCUGAUUGGCAGGAGGAGAAGAUGUGAGAGGAGGCCGUUAUCUUGACACUAACGUGCUGCGUUUUUAAUCUCACGAGAACCUGUCAACGCUUCAUCUACUUUUGUUUGUUCACUGUGUAGCCCAGGACUGAGCUUUUGAAAUACUACAACCAUGACUAAAAGAGAAGCAGAGGAACUGAUAGAAAUUGAGAUUGAUGGAACUGAGAAGCCAGAGUGCACAGAAGAAAGCAUUGUAGAACAAACUUACACCCCAGCUGAAUGUGUAAGCCAAGCCAUAGACAUCAAUGAGCCAAUAGGAAAUUUAAAGAAACUACUAGAACCAAGACUACAGUGUUCUUUGGAUGCUCAUGAAAUUUGCCUACAAGAUAUCCAGUUGGAUCCAGAACGAAGCUUAUUUGACCAAGGAGUAAAGACUGAUGGAACUGUACAGCUUAGUGUACAGGUAAUUUCUUACCAAGGAAUUGAACCAAAGCUAAACAUCCUUGAAAUAGUUAAAACUGCAGAAACUGUUGAGGUAGUUAUUGAUCCAGAUGCACACCAUGCUGAAGCAGAAGCACAUCUUGUUGAAGAAGCCCAAGUGAUAACGCUUGAUGGCACAAAACACAUCACAACCAUUUCAGAUGAAACCUCAGAACAAGUGACAAGAUGGGCUGCUGCACUGGAAGGUUAUAGGAAAGAACAAGAACGCCUUGGGAUACCCUAUGAUCCUAUACAGUGGUCCACAGACCAAGUCCUGCAUUGGGUGGUUUGGGUAAUGAAGGAGUUCAGCAUGACUGAUAUAGACCUCACCACACUCAACAUUUCUGGAAGAGAAUUAUGUAGUCUCAACCAAGAAGAUUUUUUUCAGCGAGUCCCUCGGGGAGAAAUUCUCUGGAGUCAUCUGGAGCUUCUUCGAAAAUAUGUGUUGGCAAGCCAAGAACAACAAAUGAAUGAGAUAGUUACAAUUGAUCAACCUGUGCAGAUUAUUCCAGCAUCAGUGCAGUCUGCUACACCAACAACCAUUAAAGUUAUAAAUAGUAGUGCAAAGGCUGCUAAAGUACAAAGAGCUCCAAGGAUUUCAGGAGAAGAUAGAAGCUCACCUGGGAACAGAACAGGAAAUAAUGGUCAAAUCCAGCUGUGGCAGUUUUUGCUAGAACUUCUCACUGACAAGGAUGCUCGAGACUGUAUUUCUUGGGUUGGUGAUGAGGGCGAGUUUAAGCUAAAUCAGCCUGAACUGGUUGCACAAAAAUGGGGACAGCGCAAAAAUAAGCCUACAAUGAACUAUGAGAAACUCAGUCGUGCGUUAAGGUAUUAUUAUGAUGGAGACAUGAUUUGCAAAGUUCAAGGCAAGAGAUUUGUAUACAAAUUUGUCUGUGACUUGAAGACUCUUAUUGGAUACAGUGCAGCAGAAUUGAACCGUUUGGUUACAGAAUGUGAACAGAAGAAACUUGCAAAGAUGCAGCUCCAUGGAAUUGCGCAACCAGUCACAGCUGUAGCCCUGGCUACUGCUUCUCUACAAACAGAAAAGGAUAAUUGAGGCCCAGGACUUUCUGGGAGGCUAAGGUCUUUCUUAAAUACUUAGAGCAAGCAUUGCUCUUACCUUUAUUACUGAAUUUGAAUCCUCUUUUAUUUCUAGAUUGUACAAUCUGAUGCAUGAUUUUUUUAUAAAUAUUUCAUACUCUUGUGAAUUUGGAUCUUUUUACUUUGAGCAUAUAUUUUAGAAAACAUGUAUGUUAAAGGAUCACCACGAUGUCCGCAGCAUGAGAGCAGCUUCAUUGUGGGGUAGUUUGUUAACAGUCAGGAAAAGCUAAACUGGUCAGUAUUAUUGUCUAGCCCUACCAAAAAUAACCAGUAGCAUCUGAAGAUAAAAAUAAAUGAGAUAUCUACAGGAAACAGUCUGGCUUAACUAUUUUUGAAAAUAUAACUGUUUCCCCUCUGCUACUUUAGAUGUUGCUUUACAUAGAACCAGAAAAUGGAAUUGCUCAGCUAAAGCAUGUGUGCCUGUUUCAUCUAAUCAAGCAGAGCUAAAAUGUUGAUAUAGAAUAAAAUUAUAGUAGUAUUAACAAAUUACUAAACUAAGAGUAUCAGUUUAUUAAAGUAAUUUAUAUAUCUGCAAGUAAAGGAUAAUAAGUUGACUGGCAAAAGAGCAGUGCUGAAGACAAAGAUCCAGGUUUAAAUCUGGCUUACCUCAAGCCAUUGUUAAUGGUUUUCUAGAUUAUUCAUUAUGCCAGGCCAGGAAUUUAAAUUAUUUUGAGAGAGGCAUUUAAUUCUAAUAAACCAACUAUUGCAAAAAUUCUGAAAUGAUCUCUGUUUUUCCUGUCAGAGAUUUAAAAAACUAAAAUGUAUACCUCAGCCAGAAAAUAAGUUAGGUUUAGUUUGGUAUGACUUCCUUUUUUAAAAAAAAAAAAAAAAAAAUUUAAUAUGUAGUGCCAGUUUAUUAUGCAACACUGCUUAUAUAUUCCUGUAUUUCUGAUAAAAUUAAUACUUUAGUUCAGACAACAGUACUUUCUUUACCUUUCAAGAUGUUAGUAAAUUACUUGCAAAUAGUUAUAAAAGGGAAAGUUUACCUCCCUUAUAGGCAGUCUUCUCUCAAAACUUCCCAUUUUAAAAUUGUUUUCUUUUGAAUUUUAUAUUUGUGUGACUUUAAGUAUCUAUAUACAUGUCCAGUUGACCACUUUAUACAUAUUCACAUAUAAUAUGAAGGCAUAAAGAUACUCAAAAGGGAGAUUUAUUAAAUAAUUUAUUUUUAAAAUCUUUAAAAUUAAAUAAUUUUUAUGUGAAAUUCCUUCUUACAAACUAACACUAAACAAAUGGCUAGAAAAGUCUGUCUUUUUUCUUGUUUUUAAGGUAUUACACAUGAAUCAUGAUGAGAGCGAGGCAGAUACCUUUUAUAGCAGAAGGUUGAUCCUCAGACAUUACUUGAUACAUCUCCCUCUUUAUUCAUUUAAAUUCAUCUCCCACCCUCCUUCACCGCCCCCCCCCCUUCCCUGCCGAACAGCUUUAGAAGAGCUCAGUUGAUGAUGGUGAUUUGGAGGGAAGGGCCGAGGCAGUACUGCCAGUGCUCAGAGUGGUUUGGAACGAAUCAUAAGAGCAGGAAUCUUAAGGUUGAGGAAGAGAAGAGGGAUCUCUGAUUUCCUUCUCCAGUAACCUUAAAUUUUAAAUACUGUGAUACAGGACUUCAGCAUGUAUUGUACAUUUAUAUGUACUAAGUCCUUUAAGAUUCUGCAGUAAAUACCUAAAAAGAGUAAAAUUUCUAUCUUUCAUUUUUACUUUUUAUAAACACGGACAAUAAAACUAACAAAUUAUUAGCACAAUUUGGGCACUGUGAUUUUAAGAAUGUUCAAAUAGAAUAUUAAAAUAUGAAAUAAUAUAUAGAAGUCCUAAUUUCAGAUAAAAAAUAAGUAGCAAUAAAGAAUGUUUUGUACCAUACUCUUUAAGG